Molecule: messenger RNA, 1674 nt
Organism: Aspergillus melleus
Lineage: Eukaryota; Fungi; Ascomycota; Eurotiomycetes; Eurotiales; Aspergillaceae
Exons: 3
Coding region: 1-1674 (557 amino acids)
Molecular function (GO): lipid binding
Source: RefSeq, a predicted model, not a curated record
AUGUCACAGCAGGGUGCUGGUGCUGUUAAGGGCAUUCGAGGCGGGGAGAAGGUCCAGACCAUGGAGACCAAUCUCAGGAUUCUGAUUGAACGAUUCGCCAACAGUACUUCCCUCGAUGACUUCUUCGACUCGUUGGAGAUCAUCUACCGGGAUGCGGAUAAGGAUCCAGAACUCAAGGGAUGGUUCAAAAACAUCGACACCUUUUUCCGGAAAACCCUCCAGGAGCAAGGCUACGUUAUGCAGGAUGACUGCGACCGACAAUGGGACCAAUUGGCCGAUCAUGGCCGGUACCUGCUGCGUGAGCGAUACAGGGACCAUACCAACCGCGUUCUCGACGAGAUCAAAUUCAUUGGUGUUGAAUUCACCAAGGACCCACAGAACAAGGCUUUCGCUGAUUCCAUGGACAAGCUUUUCCUGGACCUUGGCCGCGAUGCGAAUGGAAAUGUCGCCUUCAAGAGCCACUUGCUGAAGGAUAUCAGGGAUGUGAUUCUUCCAGGAGCGUUUGAGAACGUCCGAUACGUGCCUAUCCCCCGUAUCGAAGUGUCCGACCCAAUGGCCGACGUCGUCGUUGAGAACUUGGUGAUCGAAAGUGACAACCUGAUGCCGAAUGUCGUGGAGUUCGGCAGUGACAACUACUUCCGCUGGGGCCGCAAGAAGAUCAGCAACAAGCACGACAACAAGAUUAUGAUCUCGGUGUCCGGCAUCCAGGCUGACCUGAGAGAUGUCAGCUACCACAUCAACAAGAAGCAGGGCUUCCCCUCCAUCACCGAUACCGGUAUUAUGGACAUCUUCCUUGGCGGCGAAGGCUUUGGCUUCAAGAUCGCUGCUUCCACUGCUCACAAAUCUGACCGUCAAAACUUUGUUAAACUGGACAAGGUGACGGUCAAGAUUACCGAUCUGAACAUCAAGCUGAAGAAAUCUAAGCACAAGGCUCUCUUCACCAUCUUCAAACCCAUGCUCUUCCGCACGGUCCGCCCCGUUCUACAGAAGGUUCUCGAGGAACAGAUCCGGGACGCUUUCACCCGCGGCGAUGCCUUUGCUUACGAGGUCCACACCGAGGUUGAGCGCGCCAAGGAAGCUGCCCUGAACGAUCCUGCCGACGCUCCUAACAUCUAUAGCCGGUACGUGGAUGCCGUCCGGGCUCGUAUGGAUCAGAAGAAGCGUCAAGCCCAGCAGGCCGCCCAGCAGGCCGCCCAGCGCGAUACUAAGGUUCAAACGGCAACCACCAUGCACGACUCCUUGUUCCCUGACAUUCACCUACCGGGCGGUAUCUCGUCCAAGGCUACCGAAUACAAGGAACUUGCCCAGAAGGGUGAUCGCUGGGAAUCACCCAUCUUCACCAUCGGCUCAGCUUCCGAGUCCACGGACAUUCCUAGCCUGGCGGACAUCACCCGCAAGCCUCAUCCUAAGACGCAACCCCAACUGUCUGACACAGGUCACACCAACGGUACUACCGCUACCAACGGUGCCACCCACGGCGCCACUAACGGUGCGGCCCACCGUGCGACCAACGGUGCCGCCAACGGCGCGAGUAAAGGAUACAUCGGCUCGCAUGGCUUAUCCGACGAAAUGGACCAGGCCUUCAGCAACGGUGCUAAUACCUCGAAGACCACUCAAUCGCAGGGACCGACUAUCCCAGGCUCGGAGACGGCUUUCAACCCUCAGACAGCGUGA